Messenger RNA from Lottia gigantea (owl limpet), 255 nucleotides. RefSeq lists its product as hypothetical. The transcript has 4 exons. The record is from RefSeq and is a predicted model, not a curated record. Lineage: Eukaryota; Metazoa; Mollusca; Gastropoda; Lottiidae. Gene Ontology annotation, biological process: negative regulation of DNA-templated transcription. Bases 1 to 255 code for a protein of 84 amino acids.
AUGGAGUUACAAAAUAUGGGGGAAAGGGUGUUUGCUGCAGAACGUAUCGAGAAGAAGAGGACAUUGCGGGGCCGGACUGAAUUUUAUAUCAAGUGGAAAGGCUGGUCGACAAAGUUUAAUACGUGGGAACCAGAAGAAAAUAUACUUGAUCAGCGGUUAAUCCAAGCAUUUAAAGCGAGAGAAAAUGAUGGUAGAUGUCACAAACGAGGACCCAAGCCUAAGAAAUUAAAAUUACAGCAAGUAAGUGAGCUUUAA